UUCGGUCACGCCUCUUCUCGCGCAACGCGAGACUUUCGACAGUGACGUCAGAAAGUAACGUUCCGUGACGCCAUUGGAUACUGGGGGGAACGUCUGAUGCACGCGACCAAUUAACCAAAGAAGGCUUAGCUCAAAUGAUAUAUGCCGUCACAAAUGCAACAAAGUCUCAUCAAAUCAGAGCAUGUUGACCUAUCAGGACAAAUGCAAAUGGAACUGAUGCAGUCUGGCAAUAUACUCCCAGAGCAGAUCCAGUCGCCACAUAUGCAGACACGCGGCAAGCGUGUUAAUGUCUUUAGAAUACUGAAAGCAGCAGACAUGGACCUACCCCCUUUGGACCAGACGAGCGAGUCCAUUCCAAUCACAUGUGGCGCCCUUCAGGCUGUGCUAAUCAGAGAACGAUUUAUCUGUCCGGGAAUCAACCGAGAAUGCAUCGAGUUUGCUGGGCAGUACAUUACACCAAAAACAUUUUAUGUAAUGGCUGACAAGGGAAGCCUUAAGGAUUGGAAAAAUGCCAUUAGAAUCAAUGGCAAAAAAAUCAGAUGCUACAUCGAUUCCGGUGAACUUGACUUCUACAAUCAUUCUGACUUGUGUACCGGACGAUGUAAAUCCCGCAUCGGACAAUCCAAACUGAGUUUGUACGAAACAAUAGCUAACUCUCCAACCCCCAUACAGAAACCCAAUGGUGUGAGCAUGUUGCAAAAACAAAUGUUGAAAAAGGAACGGAUGCAAGAAGUUGCUAAAGAUGGUUAUGGAGAUGAAAAAGAUGUUAAACCAAGCCAAGACCAGCUUCAACUGUUUCAGUUGCUACAUCUUCGGCCUGGAAUGAAUGGAGGUGUUCCAAAUGCGGUCACCGCGGUUACACAGUCAGGGAAGCCAAUAGGAACACCCACUAACGGAACGUUAGCUCCUAUUGGUGAACCCAUGGUGGCCUAUAACACGAAGUCCAUUCCAUUACUCUCUCAGCCAUCACACCAUACUCAGAUUUCGCAUCAGCAAUCAGUGCCUUUAACUCUAGAAAACUUCAAUUCAAGUGUGGAAAAUCAAGAUGACGACGUGACGUUCUGGAGAACUAUAAUACAGCUAGGUCUGUCCGAUGAGUUCUUUAGGGAGAUUAAAUCCCAUCUCGACACACUGAAAGGAAACAUGGUGAAAAACUGGGCCAACUCAAAAGAUGCGAAAAAGGCUUCCCGUAUCGUGAAUGAGCUCGGGAUGAGGCAGAAAUUUGACCUGAAGUUGUUGGCACACAAGCACGAGUUUGAGCGACAGCAGAAAAAACUGGAACGCGAGAUGGAAGUUCUGAGAAAGAAGGUUACAGAAUGCGAACAGAAAUCCGAGCUAUUGAAGCGAAAAAGUGAUUGUUACGAAACUUUGAUGACCAAAAAACUGAAACUGGACGAAAUUCCUUCUGAUAAUGAAAGUGAAAAUUCCCAGAGUAACAUCACAUUCGAGUCUCCUCAUCCGACAAUCAAAUACGAGACUCCCUCACCAGUAUCCACGGAAAUGGCUAAUAACGAAUCACGCACAAAUAGUCCGUUUCCGUCACAAGAAAGUAGUUCCACUUCAUUUGCGAUGUCGUCGCAGGAUAGUUCCAUAGAAUCCACAUUAAACACAUCAUCACAAGACGAUGUUCCAGUCAAGUAGCAUUCCAUUCAUGUUCGGUUAAUAAACUCCAUGAUUUUCCAUUUGAAUGUCUUUUUUGUUUGAGAUUUUUGAUCUCUAGAAAUUAUUGAUUAUUUUAGUUGCAUUUUACAGCAGGUUAUUGACUCAAAUUGUUGUAUUUGAAAUCCAAACAGCUUUUAGAAAUGGUUAAUUUAUUGUUACGAGAUUUUGAUAUCUGAAUUCUUUUAAGAAAAAAUAUGUUUCCUUUUAUUUCAAUUUACUGUAAAUUACUGACUCAAAUUAUUAUAUUUGAAAUCCAUAUUGUUUGAAAAAAUAGUUUUUACCUUGUCAUAUCUUUAAAUUUUAUAGAUUUUUAGUUUAAUUUUGGAUUAAAAAGAAAAUCUUUAAAUUUUGGUAUGUAAAACAAUAGUUUUGUGUAGAACCAGUGUUGUAGUACUAAAAUACUAAUAUAUUGUUACAUACACCAAUAAAUGUACUAGAAUCAUACUUACAAGAUAAUCAAACCAUUUAGAUGAGAAUUCUAUAUUGUGUUGUACAGGUUUAUCACUUAUGCACAAUUUACCUGUCAUGAGGGCAGAUUUGGUUACAAUAUUUUGUUAAUAAUGGGCUGAUUGUUCAGAACUUUGUUAAAGUUAACAACGUGAUUAACAAAAUCGUUGUUAACUGUUAUAUGUGAACUAUGUGAUGAUGUGCUCAUGGGUUUAGAUGAAAAUAGUACAGCUGAAACAGUUGUCUAUAUUGUUGUCAGAAAUAACGAGAUCACAUGUGUAUCCAUUAAACUCCAGAGCAAUAAAAAAGAAAGAAAAAAGUUCACAACAACGAGAUAAACAACAUUGUUCACUUUUAACAAAGGUCUGAACAUUCUGCCCAAUGUUUUAUUUGUAACUUCUGCCCCCAAUUUCUCAUAACUUCUUAAGUCCCUUAUAACAGGAUUAAGCUAAGCUCACUAUUUUUGUUUUUAAUAAUUUGCAUGAUAUUUACUACUUUAAGAGUGUUUAUGUUUUUGCCUUAUUGAAAUAAGCUACUUAAGCCUGUUUAAGCUAAAGAAGUUUCGAGAAAUUGGGGCCAGAACAUUUCAUGAUUAUUAAUCAGUUGAGUUUGGAUCUCCUUUAAAUCAUUUGUUCUCAUUUUUCUUUUUUCAUUUGGUGGUAGGUGAUGCUGACUCCAUCAGGGUUUUGAGUUUGGAUCUCCUUUAAAUCAUUUGUUCUCAUUUUUCUUUUUUCAUUUGGUGGUAGGUGACGCUGACUCCAUCAGGGUUUUGCGUGAUAUAUAAUGACUUAAAGAACAUCAGAAAUCCAAAGACACUUAUACUCAACUUUACAUGAUAUUUAAGUUGCUUUAGAAUUCCAAAAGAACUCGUUGUGUAAUAGAUGUUCAUAAUUAUGAUAUGACCCUUUAUUUACAGGGCUUUCAUUUUAUUUGAAAGUAGGCAUAGCUUUGGGGGACAUCCCAUAUCAGAUUGAGGAAUCACAUUACUUAAAGCAGUUCUCGCAUUGGUCAAAAUUCAUUGUUGCAGCAUUCUACAAAAUUCUAUCAAGUUGAUAUAUUGGCCAAGGAUUGCAUCAUUAAAAUACAAGCAAAUCUACAACAUUUCACACAUGUAGAAGCAGACAAUAGCAUACUCUUUUAUGUGCUAAAUUUUUUUUCAUAUCUUUUCUGUCACAAGAGUUUUUUUGAAAAUUAACAUCAUUUGUUUGUUAACAUCGAUGGUGACCCAUGUGUGAACCACUUUAAUUCACAUGAUUCCUCACCCUGCAUAUCUGGUUUCAAAGGGGCAGCUAACAGGUGGCCAUGUAGGCCAACACUUAUUACCAGACCCGGCAACCUGGUCACUUUGAAACCCUUGUGUAUAUGAAUAAAACUGACCUGUUAUAAUAUAAUGUUACUUUUUAAACAGAUUUAAUUAUUCAUGCAUCAUUUAUUUACAUUUUUCAUAUGUUUUCAUAUUUUUGCUUCCCAUUAUACUGUUUUCAACCAAAGCUAUUAACUAACAGCGCGUUUUUCAUGCUUAGUAAUAUGUGCAAUAUCCCUUUGUAUUCCUUGAAGAAAUCCUUCAUUUUGAAUUCAGUUUUACCACAACUUACAUUUAAUAUGUUACCAAAGCUUACAAUGCUUUAUAUGACAUCAUUAUUAAUUAAGAAGAGUAAAUAAUACAUAUUUAAUAUUUUUCUUGACAUUAUUUGGUCUUUAUUAUUGGGUGCGAUGGCCGAGUGCUUGGUGAAUCAAACCUCUGGGUUCGAUCCCCACUCUGAACUCCAUCAAUGAUUAGUAUUGGCUAUUUCCCAGGAAUGGUAUAAUAACAUGUACAUAGCAGCUUUUCAAAACUGUACAUAUUGUCACCUCUAAAUAGUGCAAAAACUCAAUUACUGCAUAUAGAAAUAGAAACAGAUAUUGAGUUCUGCCAUUAAGGUGGUGAUAUGUUCGUUGCCCUAAAAUGUUCUACAGAGCGUACAUGUAUGUAACCUGCUCAUCAUUGCAAGAUAACUUAAUUCAUAUUUAAACCAUUUUGCAUCAAAUCGUCUGAAUUCCAUGUAAAUAUUUGUUCGUUUUAACCAAAAUGAUGUUAACAUGCUUACAUGAAUUGUACACUUGAUUUUCUGAUGCUGGACCAUGUACCGUAUGUGCUGGAUCAUGGAUUUGUGUAUCAUCCAUUCGAUAAAAACAUUUAUCAACAUGUACAGUAUAGCUUUAAUUGUUACAACUCUUUGACUGUUUGUUACAUAAUAAUUAUUUAGAAAUCCACUUAUGUACCAGUUAUUUAGAAUUCCACAAUUAUACAAGAUAUUUAGAAAUCCACCAUUAUAUAAUUUACUUGUAGUUUUUCAAAGAAGGAGCAUAAAAUUUCACCCAAAUUGCAAAUAUUGUGUAUAUGCUUUUCAGCAGUUUUCUUCUUUUUAUCCCAGAGCAAAAUCAAAUAUGUAAUGUCAUGUGAUUAUAUAUUUAUACAUGUCUGUAUGGUAUACAUUAUAAAUGACACAUACUUUAAUUCUUGACUUAAAAAUAAUUCUAAUCAUACUAACAAGUGUAAGCUCCUUGAUUUUGUUUUUCAAAUGAGAGAUUAUUCUCUUUGUGAAGGAUUUCUGUUAGUUGCUAAAAAUGCUGUUUUUCUUUUAACUUGCAGCAAUUUUGAGAACUGGAUUUGAGAUUUUAUUGUUGUAAAUGUGGCACGCUGUUACUCCGAAAUUCAACGACAAUCAAAUUGUUUUUCUUGUAAAAUAUAGAAGACGCAUGUAAUCAGUUUUAUUUCUGCCAACAUAUAAUGUGUAGUCUGCUUCCCUUGUUAGAGUUAUGUAAAUAAAAUGGGCUUGCAAGAGCACUGAAUUGUAAUAUAUUUUUUGAAAAUAAGAGCUUUAUUGGUAUUUUUUGUUAAGAUUAAUUUAUUUUGCAGUUUGAUUUGUAACGCUUAAAUUAUUUAUAAUAUAACUUAAAUUCUAGUUCGAUACUCUGUGUAUCGGGUUAAAACUUACGGAAACUUACUUACAUACAUGUCAUAUGAGCCGCAUCACACGAUUUAGGGCCUUCGGACAUAAUUAUUACAAAUGAAAUAAUCAUUUAUAAAAAAUGCCAAAAAUAAUUAUUUUUUCUAUGUUUAUCAAUUUCUCCCAAACUUCUUUCUUUUAGAGAUUUGUCAUUGGUGCAUCAUUUUCUCGACGAUUUAUGACCAUUUGUUUACUCAUGUUUCCAUAGCAACCAUGGAAUUUGUCCCGACAUAUUUUGACUGCAUUAAUAGUCUGUGUUUAAAGUGACCAAAUGCAUUAAAAAUACAAGAAUGAUUCAUCAUUUUUAUCUUAAUUAAUGGUCCUUAAAGAUUCUAUAUUAACUAAAUAAUUUAAAUUAUAAGCUAGUUUUGAUAUUGAUGUGUUAAAUUUGCAUGUCAGUUGAAUAAUGUGCUUUCCUAACGAUGCCAUGUGCAUGACGUCAAAUUUAGUAUUCAAAAUGCGCAAUACAUGGUCUCACUUGUAAACACAUAUCUUACACAAUUUAAGUGAUAUCAUCAUGAAAAUUUCAGAACUUUUUCCUGAAAUAUCAUUUAGUUCAAGUAUCUUAAAAUAUUAUAAUAGCAAACAUAUGACCGAAGGUCCAAAAUCGCGCGAUGCAACUCAUAUAUACUUUGUCUUGCUACAGAUUUGUUUCAUGUUUUUAAACAACAUUCCAGCUAUGAAAACUAUAAAACUUUCAGUGUACAUUACACCUAAUAUUUAUUUUCUAACCACUGCCUUUUUAACCAUAGUUUGUAUAAAAGUCUGUGCUCUAACAAUGAAUUUGUUGCUUAAAUGUUUAAACAAAUAUUUUAAAUCCCAGCUCAAUGAGUGUAAAUGAUGUGUCAUAAUAAUUUUUUAUCAUAUUCCUUUUCAAUUUCAAUCUAAAAUAGUAUAUGAUAAUUUAUAUACAUAAAACAUGUAAACUGGAAAAAAAUAUGUAUUAUUCAGUUUUUGAAUUGGUAACUCACAGUAGCGUAGUGUGCAAGUGCAAAUCUACUUCUGCAAUAAUACAGGAUGGACAUAAGGUGUUUUUUGUCAAAUUCUAAUACUUAAAUUAAGUAUUUUUUAUUUAGAAAAUAAUUUAAAGGUAUGAAAUGAAAGAAAUGCUAUGUAAGUCAGUCAAUCUGAAGGGAUUUUAUCGGCACUUGUUGCUUGAGUACAAAUAAUAUGAACUUAACACAAGCAACUCCAGGAUAUAUUGCUUAUAUCCCUAUUUAUUAAACAAAUAAACAUGGACAGAUUUUCUUAUUCAAUAUUGUUGGUAUCAUGUAUAAUAUUUUGCGAAAAACAUCAUAAUCAUAACUUUGUGUCACCUCUUAUGUACUGUUACAUGUAAGAGUAAAUUAUUCCAUUAACUGAGGUACUAAUCUUCAGGAUUAAUCCUAAAAUCUGGAUCGAGAGCUUUCAACUCUAGAUAAUUGUACAGUUGAAAUGAUGAUUUUUUUGCUCGGAUAUAAAAUUUGCAUUAAAAAAUUAUUCAAGAUUGACAAUUAUUAGGUCUAAGAACCCGUACAUAAAUUUGAUUUACAAGCUGAGCAAAACAAUGGACAUUAUGUGAAGUUUUGAUGCCUGUGUUUUUGCUCAUAAAAAAAUAUGUUGUUGUACACGUGAUUAUAUCAUCAUGUAAGAACAUUUUAAAAUCAGAAUCAGUGGUGAAAGCUUUAUUUCCGCAAUUUGAAAAUGAUCAGGCUGUUUCCCUUUCAAGCCAGAUUCUUCCAAUUAAUUUCUCGUUUGUCAUUCCUAGCCUUGUACAAUCAUGUUGCUCUAUUUUUGUGUUUGAUGUUACAUAGGUGUAGAUUAAGCAUAAUUUUCGUAUUAAAAUUGAUCUAAUAAAAAAUGUCAGAACUUCUGGACCCUGUUUCAAUAAAGAUCGUAAGGCUUAAGAUUGUAAAUUACCAGGCGUUACCUUGUUUAGGGUGUAAACUUGCAAAUUACCAGUUGGUACCUUGUUUUGGGCGUAAACUUGUAAAUUACCAGGAUUACCAUGUUUUGGGCGUAAACUUGUAAAUUACCAGGCGUUACCUUGUUUUGGGCGUAAACUUGUAAAUUACCAGUUGGUACCUUGUUUUGGGCGUAAACUUGUAAAUUACCAGUUGGUACCUUGUUUUGGGUGUAAACUUGUAAAUUACCAGUUGGUACCUUGUUUUGGGUGUAAACUUACAAAUUACCAGGAUUACCUUGUUUUGGGCGUAAACUUGCAAAUUACCAGGAUUACCUUGUUUUGGGCGUAAACUUGUAAAUUACCAGGCGUUACCUUGUUUUAGGCAUAAACUUGUAAAUGACCAGGCGUUACCUUGUUUUGGGCAUAAACUUGUAAAUUACCAGGCGUUACCUUGUUUUGGGUGUAAACUCGUAAAUUACCAAGCGGUACCCUGUUUUGGGCUUAAACUUAUAAAGUACCAGUUGGUACGUACCUUGUUUUGGCGUAAACAGUGUUUUAAUAAAAAUUCCUAAAGGAUAUUUAUCACAUACAUUCUGCCUGUAGCUUUAUGAGUGUGCCUGAGUUCUCUUAAGCAGUCUAUGACUAAAUCACUUAUUGAAACAGCUUCCAGAAGUAUAACCGCAGCAGGGGAUUUGGGUUUAGUCGACAAGUUUUGACGACUGUGGGAUAAUGUAACACUGUAUUGCAGCAGAAUUGAUUUUCCACAACUUACAGCCAGCAGAUUUUAGUUCAGGCUAGCUAAGGGGUGUUGCCAUUUGGUUCAAUAAUUGUGAAUUUGUAUUUUUUAUCCGGUGUGUACAUAUUUGAUCAUGUAUAUAAUGGUUCUCAUUUUUUUAAGAAAUCCUUUAGAUAUAUUGAAAUCUUCACUUUAUUGCAUUUAUUUGUAUUCUACCAUUGUUCAAGAAUAAUAAAAAGCUACAUUUCA
Molecule: messenger RNA, 7969 nt
Organism: Mya arenaria
Lineage: Eukaryota; Metazoa; Mollusca; Bivalvia; Myida; Myidae
Product: transcription regulator spe-44-like
Exons: 7
Coding region: 142-1641 (499 amino acids)
Biological process (GO): positive regulation of transcription by RNA polymerase II
Molecular function (GO): RNA polymerase II cis-regulatory region sequence-specific DNA binding; DNA-binding transcription activator activity, RNA polymerase II-specific
Source: RefSeq, a predicted model, not a curated record